Molecule: messenger RNA, 990 nt
Organism: Entelurus aequoreus (snake pipefish)
Lineage: Eukaryota; Metazoa; Chordata; Actinopteri; Syngnathiformes; Syngnathidae
Gene: hoxc11a
Product: homeobox C11a
Exons: 3
Coding region: 1-990 (329 amino acids)
Biological process (GO): regulation of transcription by RNA polymerase II; anatomical structure development
Cellular component (GO): nucleus
Molecular function (GO): RNA polymerase II cis-regulatory region sequence-specific DNA binding; DNA-binding transcription factor activity, RNA polymerase II-specific
Source: RefSeq, a predicted model, not a curated record
AUGUUUAACUCUGUGAACCUGGGCAACUUCUGCUCCCAGACGCGCAAGGACCGGACAUCCGACUUUGGGGACAGGACGGGCUGCGCGUCCAACCUCUACCUCCCCAGCUGCACCUACUACGUGCCCGAGUUCUCCGCCGUGUCGUCCUUCCUCCCGCAGGCCCCGUCCCGGCAGAUAAGCUACCCGUACUCCACGAACCUCUCCCAGCCGGUACGGGAGGUGUCGUACGGUUUGGACGCGGCCAGCAAAUGGCACCACCGGAGCAACUACGCGUCGUGCUACUCGGCCGGAGAGGAGCUGGUGCACCGGGACUGCCUUCCGCCCUCCACCAUGACAGAAAUGCUGAUGAAGAACGAGAGCGUGUACAGCCACCAUCACGCACACCACCACCACCACCACCCGGGCUCUGGCCACCCCUCCGCGGGCUUCUACUCCGGCGUGGCCAAGAACAACGUCCUCCCGCAGGGCUUCGAUCGCUUUUUCGAGACGGCGUACUGCAGCAGCACGGACAAUCAGACGGACUCUUGUUUACAAAAGGCCGAGGCGGGCAAGCUGCAAGGCGGCGGCGGCGCUAACGACCCCCAGCAGCAGCAGCAGCAGCAGCAGUCCGCCUCAGCAGGCUCUCUUCCAGCUGCCUCGGAUCCGGACAAAGACGCAGACGACGACGAUCCGGAUGAAGAGCACACCAACCCCGGUUCGUGCACGUCGUCCUCCGCAGCCACCAAGGAAGGCACCGGAAACAAGAGCAGCCACUCCAGCACCCCGCGCACAAGAAAGAAGAGGUGUCCCUAUUCCAAGUUCCAGAUCCGUGAGCUGGAGCGAGAGUUUUUCUUUAACGUUUACAUCAACAAGGAGAAACGUCUGCAGCUCUCCCGCAUGUUGAACCUCACCGACCGCCAGGUGAAGAUUUGGUUUCAAAAUAGACGAAUGAAGGAGAAGAAGCUGAGCAGGGACCGCCUGCAGUACUUCUCCGGGAACCCUUUGUUGUGA